Messenger RNA from Necator americanus (New World hookworm), 381 nucleotides. RefSeq lists its product as uncharacterized. Bases 1 to 381 code for a protein of 126 amino acids. The record is from RefSeq and is a predicted model, not a curated record. NCBI's taxonomy places the organism in Eukaryota, Metazoa, Nematoda, Chromadorea, Rhabditida, Ancylostomatidae. The transcript has a single exon.
AUGCUAGGAGUAUCCCGUUUCACGCAAGUGAGGGACGGGAUUCGAAGUUCUCUCCUACGUCAGCGAUCGAAGAUUAGAGACGCCGCCGCGUUUGCCAAGGAAAGUAAAAUAAGGUGGGCCGGACACGUGAUGCGCUUUAAUGACAACCGUUGGACCAGAGCCGUGAGCGACUGGGUUCCCCGCGAUAUUAAGCGCACUACAGGAAGACCGCCGACCCGAUGGUCAGAUUUCUUCACGAACGCCUUCAAAGAAAAAUAUGAUGCUCUUCGUGUCCCACGCGAAAGGAGGAACCCCUGGGCUACUCUGGCACGCGAUCGGGACAAAUGGAAGAAUUACUGGCGCCCGCUCGACCAUUUCGAAGAUCAACGGGAGUCAAGGUAA